UGAUUUUGAUGACAGGUGAUCACAUCUUCACGCGUAAAUUAAUCCAUCAAAAGACACAAUAUACACAAACGGCGGUGUUCGUUGAUAACGUCAUUAUGUACAACCACCUCCGUUCUACAUAAGAGUUCGGACGGUAACCUCAAGUAUUCGUUGGCAAACGACAAUCAUGGCGAGAUUGUUUGUGUUCCUACUCGUCAGAGUUUCUCUUGUUCUCACACUUGAAAAAAUUUCAGCUUCAAAGGCGAUAAGAAGAGUCGAAAUGGAAACGGUCGAGCAAUCGCAAGAAUCCAUCUCAAGGACGAAAAGAUCGACAAACAGAAAGAAAAGUUACAUUUUCUUUGAUAACAGAAGUGGAAAGACAGCCAAGUUGUACUGGAGAGACGUAAGUUCUUCUGGGAGACCGACGUACUUUACGAAAAUCCUUCCGAAGCAAGCGGUCACGAUCACAAGCCGAACAGUACAUGAAUGGACUGCGAGGGAUAAUCAAGGAAGAAGUAUGAUCAUUGGGAAUGGCACUCGCAUGGUUCCUGUAGCGAAUACAGAAACGACAAAAAGUAUAUUCUUUAUCAAAAACCAAGGCCAGAAGACAAUUGAAGACGAGCAUCUCUACGUCGAGGUAUUUGUAGUAAUGGACAAAAGCGCGGCAGCAAUGCACAGGACUGAAAGAGAAGCUCAGAAAUACGUCACAACUUUGUUUAGAUUGGCUACAGAGAUCUACCAACACAAAGAUCUGAGUCAGCACGGAAUAAAAAUACAUUUGGCCCUCGCAAAGUUGCUCGUGCUACGCAGGGAUGUGAACGAAGUGAAAUUACAACCAAGAGAUGAAAAGAACGCGUUAUUGAAAGCCUGUAGAUACAUGAACAACAUUGGCAACUCAGAUGGAAGAAGAUAUGACCAUAAACUUUUUAUAACGAGGCAAAAGUUUGGCCGCGCAGGUUAUGCUCAUUUGAGAGGAAUGUGCAGUCAAAACUACAGUUGUUCAAUCGUCAAUGAUUACGGUUUUAAAGGCUCGUUCAUUAUUGCUCAUGAAAUCGCCCACGGUUUCGCUUUGACAGACAAACCAUUCGGCAGAAACUCUGGCUUUGUCAUGUCGGAAAUUGUCGACUGCGGUUUGGGCAGAUGUGGUUGGUCUCAACAAAGUCAAGUGGAACUUUUGACAUAUUUCAGGUCUUUUGGCUGUGUGAGGAACAAACCGAGGCUUAUGCCAAAUCUCCCAUUUGUACACAAGUAUCCUGGCGUGGAUUACUCCCUUUCACGACAAUGUCAACUGCACUUCGAUGAAGACUACAUAGUAAAGAUCAGAAGAGACAGGGAUCCAUGUGCGAACCUUGAAUGCAGAAUGCCACCGCCAAAAACGGAAUUCUCAAGACCAAUAAAAUCACAACCGCUGGACGGCACAGAAUGUGGGCACAACAAAUGGUGCAUGUCGGGAAAUUGCAGGGUGAAACCCAUCAGCCACACCACACAAACAAAAUAUAAUCCGGAAGUUGUAACUCGCCGGAAGAGAGAGGGUUGGGGAGACUGGGGAAAAUGGUCCCAAUGUUCACGAACGUGCAAUAGAGGAGUCCAGAUUCGCAGAAGACUGUGUACAACGAGAAGUCUGAAAAAUAUGAAUAAAGUUUGCGUGGGAUCCAGUUGGGAAGUAAAGACAUGUGAUACGAGUCGGGCGUGUCCAAUUGGAGACAAAGAUGGCGCAUGCGCACAAGUCGGCGCACGGUCCCACCCAGGCCGUAAAUGGAAACAUAAUGAUAACUUAAAUAGACUUGACUGCUCGUUUGAAAAAGACAAAUGCUCUUGGACAGACGUCGUCCGGUCAGGUUUCAAACAAUGGACGUUACGGAAGGGCAGGACACCGUCACGUGGUACCGGACCUUCCGUAGAUUACACGUUGAAGACGAACAAAGGACAGUACGUCUACUUCGAGUCGUCAACACGAAGUACAGCACAAGCUGAAUUGAGAAGUCCGCUGAUCAAGUAUCGUGAAAUGUGUUUUUCCUUUUCCUACCACAUGUGGGGUGACGGUAACAUGGGUCAGCUGAAACUCGUCAAGGAGAGUGGUAGAGUUAAGACAACAUUGUGGAGGAUGUUAGGUAACCGAAGAAACCGCUGGCAUCGUCACACAAUGAACAUACGCACCACAACUGCAUAUCGACUCUCGUUUCACGCAAAGAAAGAAGGUUCUUCAUAUAAAAGCGACAUCGCCAUAGAUGACAUCGAUGUCAAACUAGGAGCCUGCUCCAGACCCGGACAGCGGAAAAAUACCAAGUCCAUAUCAACGUCAUGUCAGCUAUCGUGUAAGACAGUAGACAAUCAAAGACCGGCAAAGGUUAUGACAGGAGUAAAGGCGUUUGAUGGAGCCGCUUGUUCCAGCAAGACUAUCCCAAAAGGUGUUUGCUACAAAGGAGUGUGUAAGAAUAUUGGCUGUGGGAGCGUUCUCACGAACGGUGCAAGCAAGAGAUGCACGCAAACGAAAACGCAACAACAGAACGUAAACACCCAAAGCGGCACACGGACAUCCAACGACAACAGGCGAGUCAGAACAACUGCAAGAGUAACGCUCCAAAGGCCGAGAACAACGGCAUCGACAAUGAACUAUGAUCGAAUAAACUGCAACUUCAAUCGAAAUUUUUGUAACUGGAGAAACAUGGCGCCCAAAAGCCGACAAAAUGUAUAUGGUAAUGAACUUAACUGGUUUAGACAGAGACAAAAACGAAAAGGAUACUAUUUACGACUACGUCACAAUGGUAAAGGUGGCAUUAAGAUUGGAUCUAUAAUAAGCCCAGAGAUAACAGAGCCCACGGCGUGCCUAAUGUUUGACUACAGAUUAAAUCGCAAGGGAGGCUAUGGUAGAAUGCGAGUAAAAUUAGCGAAAAAGUUCAGCAAGAUGUUCCAUGCUAGUACCAAAAAAUUCCUGACGAGAAGCCCAAAAUGGAAAAAGGAAAGGAUUGAAAUAAGAAGCGAAAGAACUUAUAAGAUUAUUUUCGAGGCAACUCUAUCACGAAGUUACACAGGCAAAAUUGCUGUCGACAAUAUACGUUUUCAGAGGGGGAAAUGUGCACAAAUUGUGGUGAGUUUGAGAUAGACAACAAGGGAUGAAAAUCGAGAAAACGAAGCAUCAUAUGAAUGCAAGAGAAAUAUACACACACACUUGGGACAUGGAAGAGCACGAAGGAAUUAAAUCUGAUACUAACAUAUAACCCAGAAUCCAUAAUCAUUGAUACGAAAGUUUAUGGUUGAAAAUGGCGGGAAAGGAUUAAUUAUUCGACAUAUUAAUUAAUCUAUUCGUCAUCAAUAUAAAUAUACUUUGAAAUAUAUAAAUUAUAUCUAUCUUAA
Xenia sp. Carnegie-2017 is the source of this 3333-nucleotide messenger RNA. RefSeq lists its product as uncharacterized. Gene Ontology annotation, biological process: proteolysis; extracellular matrix organization. The coding region runs from base 167 to 3082 and encodes 971 amino acids. Gene Ontology annotation, molecular function: metalloendopeptidase activity. Lineage: Eukaryota; Metazoa; Cnidaria; Anthozoa; Malacalcyonacea; Xeniidae. The record is from RefSeq and is a predicted model, not a curated record. The transcript is spliced from 22 exons. Gene Ontology annotation, cellular component: extracellular matrix; membrane.